This is a messenger RNA of Aspergillus pseudonomiae, 2460 nucleotides long. RefSeq names its product RINT-1 family protein. Gene Ontology annotation, biological process: retrograde vesicle-mediated transport, Golgi to endoplasmic reticulum; regulation of ER to Golgi vesicle-mediated transport; endoplasmic reticulum to Golgi vesicle-mediated transport. The record is from RefSeq and is a predicted model, not a curated record. Bases 1 to 2460 code for a protein of 819 amino acids. The transcript is spliced from 5 exons. NCBI's taxonomy places the organism in Eukaryota, Fungi, Ascomycota, Eurotiomycetes, Eurotiales, Aspergillaceae. Gene Ontology annotation, cellular component: Dsl1/NZR complex.
AUGGCGACUCCAACAUCCACGCUAUCUCUGCAUGAACGAACAAGGGUCGAAGAUUAUCUAAACGACAAAAUUCAGGUGUCGGCCGAUUUCGAAAGUCUUGACUCAUUGCUGUCUAGUCUUCGCUCCCAGCAUGAGCUCCAACGAAAGCAGUUAGCAGAAGCACAGGAAGCACUAUCGAAAGCGACAAAGGCCUCUAGCGACCAUGCCGAAGCCACUCGAAAGCGUGCCGAGGCGUUUAAUGAGCACCAGGCGGAUAUCGAUAGGCGGUUGAAAGCCCUCACUGGGUCAGAUGCGAGCGACGAAGCGGCAAAGCGAUUUGAAGCGAGUAUAGAAAAGCUGCGUAAGCUGGAGCUGUCAAAGGGAUAUGUGUCCUUGCUCAAGGAAGCGGAGGAAUUGAGCAAGGAAGCCUUAACAUGCAUACAGCCUUCACCCAAAUUGGCCAUCAAGCCAUAUACCCGGCUAAGGACCAUCGUCCAAUCCUUGAAAGAAGCUCAGCCUGCAGCAGAAGGGGCUGCCCCUCACCUGGUCGACUAUAUCGGAAAGCUAGCAUCUGCAUUGAGAGAUCACAUGAAAACCGACUUCACUAAGCGGCUACAGGGAACAUUGGAGGAGAUGAAGUGGCCGUCGAAGGACCUGUAUUUUCCGGAUAAUCUAAGAGCACAGUGGAAAGAAUAUGUGGAGUUGCUCCUCGACCUUCAGACACCUGAACUUCACAGCCGUGACAUUUCGAAAGAGGAACCCGUCAAGCCUCCAAUCUUACUACCGCUGGAAGUGAUGGUACAUCCACUGGAGCUUCGCUUCAAAUACCACUUCAGCGGGGACAGGCCAACAAACCGGCUUGACAAGCCGGAAUAUUUCCUUGCUCAUCUGACGGACCUCCUUAACAACUUUGGCGGGUUUUUUGCUUCAUCCUUGCAGCCUAUCUUCGACGAAAAGGCACAAGCUGUCGGAUCUGAUCUGGAGUGGAAUUUUUACAACGCCUCACAUGCCUACAUUACGGCUCUUUUGCCAAUUCUGAGACAUAAGAUAGCCUCAUAUUUGCCUCAAAUCUCAAGCCACCCGCAGUUGCUGAGUCACUUCGUCCACGAGUUAAUGAAUUUCGACAACGAAAUCCGUGAAUCGUGGAAUUACCUACCAGAUCCUUAUACUGAUAAUAAUUGGAAGGGCAUGACGUGGGAGGUGCUAACCGAACAAGGGUGGUUUGAGCGUUGGCUUCAGGUUGAGAAAGAUUUUGCCUUGGCACGGUAUAAGGAAAUUGUAGAUGCGCCGGAUAGUGGUCAUAUCGAUUAUGACGGUGUCGAUCGUUCUGCGACAAAGCCUACUAAAGCUGCAAUCCGUGUCAACGAUCUUCUCGAGACAAUAACAGAGCGUUACCAGCCUCUGUCGUCAUUCAGCCAGAAGUUACGCUUUCUCAUUGACAUCCAGAUCACGAUAUUUGACCAAUUCCAUGAACGGCUGCAUUCAGCGCUGGAAGCCUACCUUGCAAUGACGUCGACGAUUGGCCGCACAGUGCAGGGUGCUGAUGGAACUAGUGUGGAGGGUGUUGCAGGGCUAGAACGGCUCUCCAGAGUUUUCGGAAGCGCCGAAUAUCUUGAGAAGAAAAUGGAAGACUGGAGUAACGAAGUGUUCUUCGUAGAGCUUUGGUCUGAACUUCAAGAACGAGUCCGACAGAACAAGGAUGGCGGCAAGAACGUGGCUGGCUCGAUGUCUGUUGCGGACGUUGCCUCGCGGACGUCUCAAGCUGUGACGAAUGGUAACGAUCAUGGAGAGGCCUCUGAGGGCGCCUUGUUCGAUGAGACAGCAUCCGCAUAUCGCCGCCUGAGGCUCCGCUCAGAAUCCAUCAUUACGUCAACUUUGACUUCAAACAUGCGCACCGCCCUUAAACCCUACUCUCGCGUUUCGACGUGGGCAACUGUUUCUACUAGUUUGGCUUCUCCUUUGCCUCCUACUUCGGAUCUUUCGCCGGCAAUGCGUACUCUAUCCACCGAGAUCUCCUUCCUUUCUCGCACCCUGGGCGUCGCACCCUUGCGUCGUAUCGUCCGCCAAGUGCUUCUCUCCAUCCAAACCUACAUCUGGAAUAAUAUUCUUACGAGGAAUAUGUUCUCCGCUGCAGGGGCAACGCAGCUAGUAAGCGAUGUUGAGCAUCUCUGCAAUGUCGUUGAUGCGGCCCUUGGUCCGGCGGCUCAGGUUGGCAGCUCAGCGAACGUGCUUAGGAAACUUAAUGAGGGCCUCACCCUUCUCGGACUGAGUAUCAGUGGGCCAAAGUCAGCAGAGAAUGGGUCUGCAUCGCAGGACAGCGAUCAGCAGGGAACGUCGCCGCUGGGACUGUGGGACGUAGAGAAGAGGUUGUUCAAGGACAACGAAAGCGCAAGGGUUGUCCUUGGUGAAUUGAAUAUCGAAACUCUCUCCGAAGCGGAGGCGAGAAGUGUUCUGGAGAAGCGAGUCGAAAUCAGUAGUUAA